This is a messenger RNA of Klebsormidium nitens, 1717 nucleotides long. Lineage: Eukaryota; Viridiplantae; Streptophyta; Klebsormidiophyceae; Klebsormidiales; Klebsormidiaceae. The record is from the annotation of a GenBank genome assembly.
UCAAAACUCCGAGUUGUGACCGUCGCCGUCCUGCGAUGGGUCAAACAUCAAGGAGAGGUCACCGGUGCCCUGGUGGAGCUUCCUGCCCUGGCUGAAGGCUGAGGGCGCUUCUCGAUUACAGUACUAGCAUCGGGGUAAGAUUCAUGUUGAACCUGCAUUCACGGCAUUCAUCGCACGGCUUGGACGAAUGAGAGUAAGAUAAGCAAGGAGGACAGAGCAUCCUACAGGAGCCCCAAAAGUGCAGUCGCCAAUCUGGCAUGGAGGAACAGGAGUAUGCUAUCGAACAAGGGGAGGAGGAGGAGGAGGAGGAGCAGACGCUGCUUCAUGGACCUUGUCCCCUUGAGCAACUGGAACAACUUGGGAUAGCAUCUGCAGACAUCAAGAAAUUACGAGAGGGAGGAAUACAUUCCGUUGAAGGUGUUUCAUACUCCACACGGAGCCAGUUGCAGAAGAUCAGGGGCAUAAGCGAAGCAAAAGUAGAAAAGAUUCUGGAAGCUGCUGGAAAGCUUGUGCCCCUUUCCUUUACGAGUGCAACCACAAUCAACGAGCAAAGGAGCGAACUGAUCCAGAUCACAACAGGAUCAAAAGACCUUGAUAGGGUCUUGGGAGGAGGCUUCGAGUCUGGAUCAAUCACAGAACUUUAUGGCGAAUUUCGCACCGGCAAAACUCAAUUGCUGCACACUAUAUGUGUAACUUGCCAGUUGCCACUGGACCAGGGGGGAGGCGAAGGCAAAGCUCUCUACAUUGAUACAGAAGGAACCUUUCGGCCCCAGAGACUGUUGCAGAUAGCAGAACGGUAUGGGCUGAACGGAGCCGACGUCCUUGACAAUGUUGCAUAUGCACGCGCAUACAACACGGACCAUCAAAUGAAGCUGCUCUAUGAAGCAGCUUCUAUGAUGUCUGAGAGCAGGUUCGCUGUUUUGGUGGUCGACAGUGCCACGGCCCUAUAUCGAACGGAGUUCUUUGGACGGGGCGAGCUAUCCGCCCGACAGAUGCACUUGGGCCGCUUCCUGCGAGCAUUGCAGAAGCUUGCGGAUGAGUUUGGCAUAGCGGUGGUUAUGUCCAACCAGGUAGUGGCCCAGGUGGAUGGGGGAAACAUGUUCGCGGGACCACAAGUCAAGGCGAUCGGGGGCAACAUCAUAGCACAUGCCUCGACCACAAGGUUAGCUUUGAGAAAGGGAAGAGGCGAUGAGCGUGUUGCUAAGGUCGUCUGUUCCCCAUCCAUGCCGGAAGCGGACGGAAGAUUCAUCAUUACCAACGAUGGGGUUUCAGAUGCGAAGGACUAGAAAUUGCACUACCUGCAGUUUCAAAACGAUGUCCGCCGUUGUGGAUCAUGGACGCUUUGAUGAAGCUUGCUAGGACAUUAUAUCGAUGAAGGACCUCGAGGUGCUUAAAGAUUUUGUGCGUCGGUUACUUCCAAUCUGAUUGUCACGACAAUCUGAAUUCUUGUCAUUUCCGAGGAUAAGUACGUCUAAGUAGAGUUCUUACCCGUGCUUAAGCAUUUGAAGAGCCCAGAGAUUGCCAAUCUGGGUACAACAUAGUGAGGCACGUCCGCCGGACCAGAGGAGGAAUAAUGAAUUGUCAAUCUCCUCGCAGUCAGAGUGUGAAUCAGAGUGCAGGGAUGGGACAUGAUACAUGCCAUUUUUGGUGACUGUGUCUCCGAGGAUGACUAACUUCUUGAGUUCAAGUUGAUAUAAGCACUCGGUAACUAUUAUGG